AUGUGUUAUGUUGGGAGGAAUUAUAAAUAUGUAAGCCGAUAUUGUGAAGGUGGUGGCAGUAGCCAAGAAUUUGUUUGUCAGAAAUUCAUUUGCGAAAAUGGAAAGUCACCAUUUAUAUUACGAACAUGUGCGAACAAACGAAUCGGAUGCUUAGCAGGUCCAGCAAUUUGCCGUUUCAGUGGUGGUACCGGUUCCUGUUCCCGUUGUAACCGGGAUAAUUGUAAUUUAUAA
This is a messenger RNA of Cercopithifilaria johnstoni, 231 nucleotides long. The record is from the annotation of a GenBank genome assembly. NCBI's taxonomy places the organism in Eukaryota, Metazoa, Nematoda, Chromadorea, Rhabditida, Onchocercidae.